CUUUAAAUGCUCUCUCAACGCUGCACUGUAUCUUUACAUAGAGCAGUACUUUUAUAUUUUUCAUUUCUUUUAGUACUAUAUAUAUAAUAACUAUAUGUAGAUAAGAACCUUUUUGCUACCGGCUGGCUUCCCAUUUCCAGAAAUACUUGUUCUAUCUAAAUGGCUGACUCAGAACACUCUUCUUGUGAUGACAAUUUUGCUCACUCUCAAGGUCAAGAAGAAAUUACUAGUGAGGAACCAAUUGCGCGUGAAGUUGAGCUUCGGUUCUCUGAAGACGAGGAAUCACUUAUCAUCAGAAUGUACAAUCUAGUUGGAAAAAGAUGGUCACUUAUAGCUGGAAGAAUUCCGGGAAGAACAGCAGACGAAAUUGAGAAGUACUGGAUGUCUAGGAAUAGGAACUCUAACCACUCCGUCAUCACACUCGAACAUUCAACAACUUAAACCAUUUAUUUGGCUUCAUUCCUUUCCUUUUCCUGCUACUAGUUACCACCACAGAUUAUUAUUAUUAGUUUCUUAAUUUACAAUAAUUUUUAAUUUCAUCCUCAUCUCAACUUAUUGUACUUUCUGUGAGCUAGGGUUCAAUGUUUCAAUAAGACGGUGUGUUGAAUUUGAUUGAUUGAAA
Messenger RNA from Humulus lupulus (European hop), 622 nucleotides. RefSeq names its product MYB-like transcription factor ETC3. Gene Ontology annotation, biological process: cell differentiation. Lineage: Eukaryota; Viridiplantae; Streptophyta; Magnoliopsida; Rosales; Cannabaceae. The transcript has 3 exons. Bases 160 to 441 code for a protein of 93 amino acids. Gene Ontology annotation, molecular function: transcription cis-regulatory region binding. Gene Ontology annotation, cellular component: nucleus. The record is from RefSeq and is a predicted model, not a curated record.